Molecule: messenger RNA, 2844 nt
Organism: Didymodactylos carnosus
Lineage: Eukaryota; Metazoa; Rotifera; Eurotatoria; Philodinida; Philodinidae
Source: the annotation of a GenBank genome assembly
AUGGCCAUUUGUUCGCAAUAUGAACAUAGCUGUUUUGAUCCUUAUAAAGCAAAACAUAUAUAUUGUUUGCCAAUUGAAAAGGCCGGUGAUGGUAUAAUCGAUUGUUUAGGAGGACAAGAUGAGCGUUUGGAUAAUUAUUGUUCAUCGAAAUAUUCCUUUGAUAUUACGCGUCGUUAUCGAUGUUUAAAUUCGAGUUUAUGCGUUCGACUUGAUGAUGUUUGUGAUGGUCAUGCACAUUGUCCGUUUGGUGAUGACGAAAGGUUAUGCCCAUGGAGAAACGAAUCUAAAUGUAAAAAUGGAGAAUUUGCAUGUUGGCAUGAAAACAAAUGUUUAGAAAAACGCAGACGCUGUGAUGGUGUGCAAGAUUGUAGACUAUACGAGGAUGAAUGGUAUUGUGAUUUAAUACCAAAGCGGACAUAUAAACCAUUUCUACUUGAUACUGCUUACAGCCAGUAUCCACCAAUAGAUACAGAAUUGUCAAAAAGUUUGAUUUAUAAUGACAUUCAACCAAAAAUAGAUGUUCGAUCAAAUAUAACUGAGGAUCUAUCUUAUGUAUCCUAUUGCAAUAGAGGUAUUUUUAUUUGGUCAAAGCAUUCUGGUGAAACUUGUCUUUGUUCACCAGCAUACUAUGGCGAUAAAUGUCAAUAUCAAAGUGAACGUUUGACAGUUUUUCUACAACUUCAGGUACCUCUUAGUUUUCGUUAUACGAUUUUCAAAAUCUUAUUUAGUCUAUUUGAUCGAAAUAAUUCAUCAAAUAUUCUUAGUUCGGAAGACAUCAUACACGUACCGCACAUUCAUUCAGUAUCUUACAAACAUAUCGUAUAUCUACUUUAUCCAAAGUUAAGAAUAGCGACAAAUUCGUGUGCUGUUCGUAUCGAUUUAUUUAUUGUGUCUAGAAGUGAAGUUGAAUUAAAAUUAUCAUGGUAUUUUAAUAUACCAUUUGCAUUUUUACCGGUCAAUCGUUUAGUAAAAAGAAUUAUCUAUGUUCCUGAUCACAAUGAAUCUACUUGCUCAAUCACAUGUUUACAUGGAAAAUGUCAAAAUUUUAUAAACAAUAAUCAAAUACAACAUUGUUUGUGCAAUAAUGGAUGGUCAGGAUCUGCAUGUAAUAUAAAGGUUGGAAAAAUAUCAUGUGUACAAGGUGCAACAUUUAUCCAUAAUCAAUGUAUUUGUCCAUUACGUCGAUUAGGAUCUGAUUGUCAACUUGAACUUGACUUUUGUCAUAACAUUAUUUGUCAAAAUAAUGGUACAUGUAUUUCAUUAGAUAUGAAAAAUUCACAUCCCCGUUAUGUUUGCUUUUGUCCAGAAGGUUAUUUUGGUGAUGAUUGUCAAGAGACAGCAGCUAAAAUUAUCGUACGCAUCGAUAAUAUAUUUUAUCCACUUUCUGUUUUACAAAUACCUAUUGUUGCUAUUCAUGUUGUUGAAAUUUAUGAUGAUGCACACAUUAUGUUAACACAAGAACGUUAUAUUUAUAGAAAUGUUAAAUUCAAUAGUGAAAUUACAUCAAUUUAUGAUGAAAAAAAAUAUUUUCGCAAUAAUUUCAUCUAUGCACAAUUAUUUUUUAAUUUUAACAAUAUCAAUGAUCGUUAUGGUUCAUAUUAUUUAAUAGUUUUGAUUAAACAACAAGCAAUUACAAAACUUAAAACGUCAAUACUUGCAUCUGAUCGUUGUCCAUAUAUUAAUGAAUUGCUAUUGAAUCAUACAAUAAUCAAUUAUCCAUUUAUGAAAAAAGUUAAAUUUUAUCAUCGUGCUUGUUAUAUUAAAGGAAUACGUUGUUUUUACGAUGAAACAUAUAUGUGUUUGUGUGAUCUUGAUGUAGGAAUGGAUUGUCUUGUUUUUGAUCAUUCAGCAGUCUCAUUGGAUGCUUUAAUUGGAGCUGAUAUUGUUAAUGAAUUAUCAUUCAUACAGCAAAGUUCUAGUGUUCAGAUUACAUUAACAAUUGUCACUUUGAUGAUUUUUAUUGGAUUUAUUAAUAAUUCAUUAUCUUUUUUAACAUUACUUCGACCAAAAACACAAGAAGUUGGAUGUGGCUUUUAUUUGCGUUGUAUUUGUCUUGUUAGUCAAUUUAGUCUAUUUAUAUUUGGUUUAAGAUUUGCUUAUCUCUUAGUCACGCAAUUUGAUCUUUGGACAACAGAUCAAUAUAAAUUGAGUAUUGGUACUUGUAUUACAUUAGAAUUUCUUUUAACAAUUCUACCGUCUAUUUACGAUUGGUUAACAGUAUGUAUUGCUUGUCAACGAACGAUUACAGUUGUUAAAGGUGCUCAUUUUGAUAAGACACUAAGCAAGAAAAGAGCCAAAUACGUCGUUUUGUUUGUUGUUUUAAUUGUUAUUUUAAGUUCAUUACAUAAACCAUUUCAUCGGCAUUUAAUUAAUGAUCCACAUUCUGCUAAUGGUCACACAUGGUGUGUAAUAAAGUUCCAUUCGAAACGAUUAGAGAAAUUUGACACAUGUGUGAAUAUUAUUCAUCUCGUAGUACCAUUUCUUAUUAAUUCUGUAACCACUUGUAUAUUUCUUUCGAGUUUAACACGAAGAAAAUCAGAUUUAUUACGAAUAAAAACCAGUGAAGCAAGUUAUAAAUCAGUCUUAACAAAACAAAUAGUGUUAUAUAAAUCAUUCAUCAUUAGCCCGUUUCUAAUUGUUGUUCUAGAAUUAUCACGUCUAAUACUGUCAUUUGUAUUUGCUUGUAUCAAAUAUCCAUGGCAAAAGUAUUUAUAUCUAGUAUCAUAUCUUAUAUUCUCUUUACCACACACAGCAACGUUAUUGAUAUUUAUAAUACCGUCACAGACAUAUAAACAAGAACUAAAAGAUUGUAUGAUGAAUUUAUUAGGAUAUUUGAAAAACUAA